Messenger RNA from Chara braunii, 3293 nucleotides. NCBI's taxonomy places the organism in Eukaryota, Viridiplantae, Streptophyta, Charophyceae, Charales, Characeae. The record is from the annotation of a GenBank genome assembly.
GGCUACAUUCGGGCGUAGGUAAGGGUUUCUUUGCACAUGCCUCUGGGUGGUUUUGGGCUGCCAGUGAUCGUUGAGUGAAAAAUGCUUAUUUGUUGUGGCAACGGCUGCUUGAGGAGGCGUCCGAACUUAGCUCCUGAAUUGAACCAGGUGGCGGCAUGCUAUGGGAGGAAGACCCUGUUAACAGUGUUAAGCUUGACUUUAGUUAGACACUGUGAAGGGAAAGUGAGAGGACUUACAUGUUGCAACCUGCUCGACGACGAGAAAAGCAACGGCCAACAGGGUGAUGAGCUGAAGGUAAAGGUGAACAAACUGUCUUCGGCAAGGACACAGUUGCCCUACGAUUACUACUCGCUGCCCUUCUGCCGACCAACCAAAAUUGAAAAUGAAGCGGAGAAUCUCGGGGAAGUGCUCCGAGGAGAUCGGAUUGAAACGUCUCCUUACAUUUUCAAGAUGAAGAAGCACGCAGCUUGUCAAGUUGUUUGCAAGAUAAAACUUGACAAGGAAGGCGCGAACAAGUUCAAGAGCAAGAUCGAUGAUUCAUACGCUGUGAACAUGAUCUUGGACAAUUUGCCAGUCGCAACUGAUAUGAAUACAUAUAUUUUGCCUGGAUAUGAGAUUGGCAAGAAAGUAUCUGAGAGAGUUGGAGAGCCGGCCAGGUAUCACAUUAACAACCACCUGCAGUUUGUAGUGGACUAUCAUCAAGAUCCUGUGAAGAAUACAAUGAGAGUUGUCGGGUUCAAAGUCAAACCCAACAGUAAGAAGCACACUUAUCAGGGCGAGUGGGCUCAGGGAGUGGAGCUUGAGAGCUGCAAUACAGACAAAAAGCUAUAUGUGGCUGAUGAUAGUGAUCCUCAAGAGAUUAGAGAAGACGAAGAAAUCAUAUUUACGUAUGAUGUGACAUAUGUGCCAAGCCUCGUGAAGUGGGCAUCGCGAUGGGACAUGUACUUGGGCAUGCAGAAUGAUCAGAUUCACUGGUUCUCGAUCAUCAACUCGCUGAUGAUCGUCCUCUUCCUAUCGGGAAUGGUGGCCAUGAUUAUGCUGAGGACUUUGCACCGGGAGAUAUCGAAGUACAAUCAACUCGAGACCCAGGAAGAGGCGCAGGAAGAGACUGGCUGGAAACUAGUGCACGGGGAUGUCUUCCGGGCUCCGAAUAAUCCAGGACUUCUCUGUGCUUAUGUCGGAACCGGCGCUCAGAUUCUUGGUAUGACUUUUGUGACCAUGAUAUUUGCCGUUCUCGGGUUCCUCUCUCCUGCGAAUCGCGGCUCCUUGAUGAGUGCGAUGCUUUUGCUCUGGGUAUUCAUGGGCCUCAUCGCAGGGUACUUGUCCGCGCGGUUGGCCAAGUCCUUCAAGCUCACUGAAUGGAAAAGCGUCACUCUGCGGACGGCUUUCAUGUAUCCGACCUUUGUGUUCCUCGUCUUUUUCAUUCUCAACUGCUUAAUCUGGGGUGAAGCGUCGUCUGGAGCUGUGCCGUUCUCUACGAUGUUUGCGCUCGUGUUCCUGUGGUUUGGCAUUUCCGUCCCUCUUGUGUGCAUCGGAAGCUAUGUUGGUUUUCAGAAGCCUGCCCUGGAAGACCCAGUGCGGACGAACAAGAUUCCAAGGCAGAUCCCGGAGCAGGCGUGGUAUAUGCAGCCCUUCUUCUCCGUCCUUGUCGGGGGUAUUCUGCCCUUCGGAGCAGUGUUCAUCGAACUCUUCUUUAUCCUGUCUUCCAUCUGGCUCCAGCAGUUCUACUACAUCUUCGGGUUCCUGUUCUUGGUGUUCAUCAUUCUGAUCGUUACCUGCGCGGAGAUCACCAUCGUGCUUUGCUACUUCCAGCUUUGCAGUGAAGACUACAACUGGUGGUGGAGGGCAUACCUUACCUCGGGUUCGUCCGCGUUGUACCUUUUCCUGUACGCCGCUUUCUACUUCUUCUCCAGGCUCCAGAUCACAAAGGUUGUGUCAGGAAUCCUCUACUUCGGGUACAUGCUCAUCAUUUCGUACUCGUUCUUCGUGCUCACUGGCACCGCCGGGUUCUAUGCAUGUUAUUGGUUUGUACGCACCAUAUACGGGUCCGUGAAGAUCGAUUAGCAGACAUUCUGCGAGGGUUCCUACUUCUGUCAAAUUCUUAGUUUUACUGGUCGUAAGGGAGGGGGGGAGGAAACAGCCUCUGAAGGUUUAGGGUUUAGGAUAUGUAGAGAAGUCUGCUUGCUGAUGAUGGGUAGGUUUUUGUUUUUGUUUUUUUUUUUGGAACCGUUUGCCUUCUUGAUAUUGGUUACUGCCAGAGAGUCUCUGGAGGACCGAGACAUGAUCAUUUUUUCUUCCCAAUUUUAGGGUGGAUUUAUCAUUGGCUCUGCGCGGAUGGAAUGAGGUCCAUGCAGGAUGGGGAGGAGGAGGGAGGGAGGGAGGGAGGGGGAGAGGAGGGACUGAGGACGAGGGGAGGGGAUGGAAAAGCUGGGAGUUGAAUAUGGUGAUUGGACGGGAUAUAGUCAUGUGGAUUGUUGUUUAGAAUCCAUUUUUCAGAAUGUGUCAUGCACGCAUUGGCGCUCUUGUAGGUCACCUGCCUCUUGUUGCAUUCGGGCCGCUAUCUGUUUGGGCCAUGAGAUAUCGGAGAGGAUCAGGUUGCGGUUGGAGUUGCUUUGCAAGUCGUUGUCUGAUUACCGGGCAGGCACGCUUUGGCAGGCUCAACUGUGUGCAUCAAUUUGUAAGUGGAUUUUUUCCCCCUUAAAAUGGAAAAAUACCUUCAUCGUCCGACUCUGUUCGAUGUGUGUCUCUGCACCACUCCCAUUAAACACCUGUGAUUCUAUGCAUGGAGGUGGCGGACUUACGUGUGAGAGUGGUUUUCUGAGACAGAUGCUGAGCUUUUCUGAGUGUCUGCGCAGAUGCAUGCCACGGUCACCCAUGAUGUCGCCAAUCAUCUCACCACCAAUAAGGCGCCCUGUGUUGGAACGAGGGAGGGACUUUGGGCCCAGGGGUGAUCGGAGUGUAACUAGAGUCUUCGACAACCGGCUUGUGCAUGUUAUGUGACUCUUAGUAUUCACGAUUGGUUAUUUGCAGUUGAUGUUUUUCCCCUGAUGGAUCUCGAGUGUUUUGAAUGCACUCAUGUCAAGUUGUGCGCCUUUCCGUGAUACCCCAGAGAUUGAGUGGCCUGGGGAGUCGUCAGCGGUUCUCCAGUUAACAUUGUGUCAUGCUUCUAGUCCUGGUGUAGGACUACCUUACAGUGGGUUGCUGACCCGUACGUUCCAUAAGCAGCUGUCUUCUCCUCACAUGAUUUGUGUUCGUAGCAUUGUUGUUAUACAGGUAACGAAGUGAUCAACGUA